AUGUUUGCAUCCCACAGAGGUAAUUUGAGCGAAAAUUCUUCAGAAGAAGAAAUUACCAAUCUUCACAUCACGUAUCAACAUGAAACUAUUUAUGAUUUGGCACUAAAUCAUUUAGAAACAGGUCGAUGUGCCGAUGUGAAGACGACUUCUCGAAGAGAAAAGAGGAAGAAAGUUAUUUAG
Molecule: messenger RNA, 180 nt
Organism: Clunio marinus
Lineage: Eukaryota; Metazoa; Arthropoda; Insecta; Diptera; Chironomidae
Source: the annotation of a GenBank genome assembly